AUGUUAAGGUGGAUUACCUUCCUGCUAUUCGUUGCAGUUGCCCACGCUCGACAUGAGCAAUACGAGGGGCACUCCCUCUACCGGGUAGCUGGUCCAUCAGAGCAAUUUCAAUACUUAGAAGCCUACAUAGAUUUCCUCUCCGUCACACCAGCAGCCAAAUCCACUUCAAGACAGCUAGAGGUCUUGAUGAGACUAUCUUCAGAGGAAAAAGGCAAAUGGCUGAAAUACUUCGAAGACCAUGACAUGCCCUACUCUUUAGUAUCAAACAACUUGGCACAGGUUCUUCGUGCUGAAGAUUCUUAUUUACUGAGGUCUGAAGAAGGCGAAGCUGAAGACUCAAACAGUACAAUGACAUGGGAUAAUUAUUAUAAUGCGGAAGAGAUUAACAAAUACAUAGACGAGAUGGGCGAAAAAUACCCUGACCUUGUAACAGUUAUCAAUGCUGGCAGGAGUUACGAAGGACGACAGAUCAAAUAUGUCAGGAUUUCCACCACACGCUUUGAAAACCUUCGCAAAAGAGUGGUAGUUAUAGAUGCUGGUGUUCAUGCUAGGGAAUGGGUUACAACACCAGUCGCUCUGUAUUUGAUCAAGCAAUUGGCCGAAGGCGCUGAUAAAUUACUGACUGAAAAUCUAGACUGGAUCAUUAUACCUUUAGCGAACCCAGAUGGUUACGAAUACUCCAUAAAUGAGGAUCGUCUUUGGCGUAAAACCCGUUCCAAAUCUCACGCUGGCUCAGACGCAUGCCCUGGUGUUGACGGAAACCGCAACUUCGAUUUCUACUGGGGCUCCAGACCCGAUUCUAGCGUAGCCUGCUCAAUUAUUUACGAAGGACCAUCACCUUUCUCCGAACCAGAGACACGCAUCAUAAGAGAUGCUGUUAUGUCAAAUUUGGAACGCACUUCGCUUUACAUUUCUCUACACAGCUAUGGCAACAUGUUGCUUUACGCUUGGGGAACUAACGGUACACUUCCUUCAAACGGCCUAGCUCUUCACCUUGCCGGUAUCAUAAUGGCAACAGCUAUUGAGGAAGUCAAAUUGGAAAAAGCUGAUUCUUACAUUGUCGGUAAUGCUGCUAACGUUCUGUACUACACCAGUGGUACCUCGAGAGACUGGACACGUGGUCUGGGAAUACCAUUCACCUAUACUAUGGAACUUCCUGGUUAUGAAUACGGCUUCCUUGUCCCACCCACUUACAUCAAGCAAAUAGUGACCGAAUCUUUCGCAGGAAUAGCUGCUGGAGCGCGUUACGUACUCUCACUAUACUAA
Messenger RNA from Danaus chrysippus (African queen), 1266 nucleotides. Lineage: Eukaryota; Metazoa; Arthropoda; Insecta; Lepidoptera; Nymphalidae. The record is from the annotation of a GenBank genome assembly.